Messenger RNA from Corythoichthys intestinalis (scribbled pipefish), 14698 nucleotides. It is a transcript of the gene esrrga, whose product is annotated as estrogen-related receptor gamma a. The record is from RefSeq and is a predicted model, not a curated record. Gene Ontology annotation, biological process: regulation of transcription by RNA polymerase II; nuclear receptor-mediated steroid hormone signaling pathway. The transcript has 8 exons. Gene Ontology annotation, molecular function: estrogen response element binding; steroid binding; nuclear steroid receptor activity. NCBI's taxonomy places the organism in Eukaryota, Metazoa, Chordata, Actinopteri, Syngnathiformes, Syngnathidae. The coding region runs from base 3624 to 5105 and encodes 493 amino acids. Gene Ontology annotation, cellular component: nucleus; chromatin.
CCUGCUCAAAGAAAAUCUUCAUUCCUGUGCGAAAGUGUUAGGCCACCACUGGCUUUGUUGUUUAAAUGACCUUUUCAGAGCAGUCAUUUUGGCAGAGUAAAACAGUGCAGAGCCUGACGGAUACAAGAGGUGUCAGAAAAUGUACAAACUGCCGUGACUAAGGAUAUGUUGCAAUUUUUUUUUUUAUAUAUUUAUAUUAUAUGUUGCAAAAAAAAAAAAAAAAAACUUCCUAUUAGUCAUGCUAAUUUAAGAUUUUAAGACGUAACUCAAUAUUCUUAAUUUCUCCGAAGUAACUUAUUUUGGAUUAUUCAUAUCAUUUCAUCAAUUUGAUACUGUAAAAUCGAUUAAAUUAGUUGAAUUUACUGAACAUGAUCAGGUUCAUGGGCCAUACUUGAUUCACGUGCAUACUUCUCCCUUUCAUGUCUGCAUGGUGUUUUAAGUCACAUCCGCCUUUCCCCUAAAUAACAAGUGAAGCGGAGCUCUCCUUGAAGUCAAACAACUUUUACAUAACUUGGAAGUCAAAUUAAGUAUUUUAAGGCGCCCUGCCUAUUUUCGAGGACAUUUAAGAUUUUUAAGUGUGCCUUAUGGUCGUGAAAUAUGGUACUUUCGAAGUAAACUGUUGCACCAACGUAUUGUCAGAGGUGGGUGGUGUAGUCAAAACAUUUACUCAAGUAAGAGUAGCAUUACUUCCAAAUAAUAUUACUCAAGUACAAGUAAAACAGUAUUCACUGAAAAGAAUACUCAAGUAAUGAGUAACAUUUUAAGUAACUGUUUACAAUGUUUAAUUUUUUUUAAAUUAUGGUAUAUUUUUUCUCAGCACAACUUCAUCGAUAUGAACUGUUAUUAUGAUACUGUAUUAAAUGAUAACACAAAAAUCUGUGAAUUUAGACCAGAACAACAAUAUGAAAUAUCACCCGGCCAAAGAGCAUGAAUACCCUCUAAACGAGAAAAAAACAUUGAAAAACUUUGAUUAGUAUAAUGGAGUCAUGUGGUUGUUGUUUUGACGUCUCAUUAGUAAAACUGAGACUGCCACUGUCGGCAAUAAUAAAGUCAAUAUGUAGAAUAAAGACGAAAAAUGUAACGACUCUAGUGUAGCCCAAAGUAGUGGAGUAAGAGUAGUGUUUCUUCACAAUUCUCCUCAAGUAAAAGUAAAAAGUUUUACGUGGUAAGACGUAUAUUUUUCUCAAAAAGUUACUCAAGUAAAUGUAUCGCGUUACGAACCACCUCUGCAUGUUAUAUACUAGCAGUAUUGCCUGGCAUUACUCGGGUUUGUGUAACGUGAACACAAUACAACCAAUUCGCAGAUAAAACAUACUUUCCUUAAAAAUGCAGCUGUAAUGUAAUAAUGGUAAAACCACCAUAAAGGGGUUAAUGCGCAAUCGCUUUUCCAUCUCUGUGCACAGUAUGACUAUUGAGGCGAAAUGAAUCCCUUACUAAAAUUCGGAAAAUUUGAAUUUUUUUUCUUUAAAUCCAGUAUUUUGUUGUGGAGUACUCGAAGCCACAACAUAUCAUCACAACACAUUUAAAUUUGUACAUUGAACCGUAAAGUUUGAAAGCCAACUGCGACGUUGCAAUCGUAAGAGACGGGUUUUUUCCCUAAAAGAUGGCGCUGUCACCGCCGCAAUCAGGGAUUUUUCUGUGAUGAACGGCAAGCCAUUUAUGUGAAUCUCAAUCACAGACUCAGAGACCAGAAAUAGGGAACAGAUUUGUAUUUCACGAAAAAGUGGCAUGGAAAAUGAAUGAAUGAACAAAAAAGUUCAAUAAAGGAAGCAUGCCAAACAUUACGGAAAUUUAACAAAGUCCAGUAGAAAAUAAAGCACAAAAAAACAAAAUGAUCAAAGUAGGAUACAACCGGAGUAAACGUUGAAGAGCACGAAGAUGAGGGCACACACAGCAGUAAGCAAAGUAAACGUCUGACAAAGCUGAUAGGCACAGGCGUCCUUACAGUGCGUUCCUAAUGCGUCACAAAGACAGCGUGAUCCUGAACUCAUUUGCUCCCAAAAAAGUAUGAAUACGUUCUAUUUUUAAUUGUUUCAGUGUCCCAAAAACGUAUUUAUACGUCUUUUACGUUGUUUUUUUUUUUUUUUUUUACAAGAGGCAUCUCUAGGUUCUGUUGCACCUAAACUGCAAUGCACAAUGCUCAAAACACAUUUUAAAGCAAUAAAACUGGCCACUGGAGGGCAGUAGCGCAUUUUGUCAGAACUCAUCUCAGGCCAAGAAAGGAAGUGAAGAAAAAUAAUCAGGAAACGGAAGUUGGAGGGACCUUGUGAAGACGAGUGAGAAUUUGAGAAAAAUGUGGAGAACGAUCGGAGAAAAAAGGCAAAUGACACUGGAGGAGUGUUUUGAAAAGAAAACGAAAUCAUCGUCAAAAAAGGAUUCAGAAAAAUCUAUCUUGAUGAGACAGACGGUGACGGCCACAACAGCGUCAGGUUCCACAUGCGUUUUGCGGAGGUCACGUUGCGUUACUCCUGAGGCCAAGGUUGAAACCAACGAUGAAGAUGAUGAAAAAAGUGAGACCGAUCUUGAGCCUCCUCAUUCAACCGGGAGCAGCCGAGAGCCUUCCCCGUUGUUAUGUGCGCAAACAGUUCAACAGUUCAAUAGUUUAGUUAUGUGUAAAUAAAUUGUUACUUUGCGAUCAAAAGCUCUAUUUUUCUUGUUGUUUAUGUUAUUUUGUAGAACGAAAACAUUAUUCAGAUGUUUGGGAUGUCACAAAAGCGAAAAAUAGCUGUGUUAAAGUCAAAGUUAAGUUUGAAAUGUAUGCUUUUACAAAAAGCUCAAUUUCUCUGUUUUUUCAUUAGAAAUUGGAAAAUUGCUCAAACUAAGCUAUUUUCUAAUGCUGAUUUCUAAAGAAUGGGAAAAGAUAUGAACUAACAUUUUUUUGCUGAAAGAAGAGAGUCUAAUCUUUCUUUUGGUGGGUUCCAUCUUUAUAUAGCAAUAGAACAGAAUUUUCUGUAGGCCUUGCAAAAUCAGCCAAAAUCCAGGAAAACGGCCGGGAGCAAAGGGCCUUGCUCCAGUGAAAAUGGCUGGGAGUGAAUGAGUUAAUGCAUCACAAAGAACACCCGAAAACUCAAACAUGUCACAAAGAACAACUGAGAUCAAAAACAUGACAGCACAUGAUUUUCUAUGCUAAUUUUUAGAGUUUCAAAUUAAUUUUUCGCAGUUAAUGGAGACUUACAGAGAUCAAACUCAUCUGAGAACACUCCCAGAAACAUAAAGUACAACUGUGAACAUUUUGUUAAAAUCCACCCAGCAGUUUCGGAGUCCAUAGGGAAAAAACACCCACGCACCCCGACAAAUACACACAAACACGUUCCAUUUAUAUAUAAGAAUUUAACUGAAGUCCAGUUUACUUAAAAGUUGACUAUACAGUGUCUUGGUUUUGAGUUUUUAGUUUUCCCCCAAAGUUGAAAAUUUUAAUUGAAAUUGGAUGACUUAAUAUAUUUCAAGUUCAGCCAACAGCGCUUAUGGGAUGUAGAAACAAAGUGAGCUUAAUUUUCAGGCUCAAGGACAAGUCAAUAAUACAAAUAAGCCCUUAAAUCAGACUUUAACUAACUCCAAGCAAGUAAAAUGAGACAGCGGGAUUCCAUAUUUAGAGGCACAACUGUAAAUAGAGCACUUGUUUCAUGUCUAAACACAGCAAGCACAUUCCUCUUCCUCUCUCGUUUCCUGACACCUCUUUCGUUCAGUCUUUUAAUCAUUCUGAGUCUGUAUGGAAAAGCCAUAGAUAUGGGAUAUUCUCAUUGCUUCUCUGCAGGAUGUCCAGUAAGGAGCGCCACCUAGAAUCAAACUGUCCGUCCUCGUAUAUAAAGACUGAGCCAUCUAGCCCCGCCUCCCUGACAGACAGUCUAAACCACCACUCACCCGGCGGCUCCAGCGACGCAUCGGGCUCCUAUUCGUCCACCAUGAACGGCCACCCCAACGGUUUGGACUCCCCGAGUCUGUACGGCUCCGGCACGGGGCCCUUGGGUCCCGCCGGCGGUCCCGGAUCCAAGCGCUAUGAGGACUGCUCGUCGACAAUCGGGGAAGACUCGCAAAUAAAGUGCGAGUAUAUGUUAAAUUCCAUGCCCAAGAGGCUGUGUCUGGUGUGCGGGGACAUUGCUUCUGGCUACCACUAUGGUGUGGCGUCGUGUGAGGCCUGCAAGGCCUUCUUCAAACGCACCAUUCAAGGUAACAUUGAGUACAGCUGUCCAGCCACCAACGAGUGUGAAAUCACCAAGAGAAGACGCAAGUCGUGCCAGGCCUGCCGCUUCAUGAAGUGUCUGACUGUGGGCAUGCUGAGGGAGGGUAAGGGAAAAGGUGUUCGUCUGGACAGGGUUCGCGGUGGAAGACAGAAAUAUAAACGCCGGAUAGAUGCAGACAACAGCCCUUACCUGAACCCUCAGCUGGCUCUGCCUGCCAAGAAGCCAUUUGCCUUUGGCUGCCUUGCAGAUAACAAAAUCGUCUCUCACCUGCUGGUGGCCGAGCCAGAGAAGAUCUAUGCCAUGCCCGACCCGACAGUACCAGACAGCGACAUUAAGGCCCUGACUACGCUGUGCGACCUGGCCGACAGAGAGCUGGUGGUCAACAUCGGCUGGGCCAAGCACAUCCCAGGUUUCUCCACGCUGUCUCUAGCAGACCAAAUGAGUCUACUGCAGAGUGCAUGGAUGGAGAUCUUGAUCCUGCGUGUUGUGUACCGCUCGCUUUCCUUCGAAGACAAGCUGGUGUAUGCUGAGGACUACAUAAUGGAUGAGGACCAGUCAAAGCUGGCUGGGCUCCUGGACCUGAACAACGCCAUCCUGCAGCUGGUCAAGAAGUACAAAACCAUGAAGCUGGACAAGGAGGAAUUUGUCACUCUGAAGGCCAUCGCUUUGGCUAAUUCAGACUCAAUGCACAUUGAGGACGUGGAUGCAGUGCAAAAGCUCCAGGAUGUGCUCCACGAGGCCCUGCAGGACUACGAGGCUUCCCAGCACCAGGAGGACCCCCGGCGGACGGGCAAGUUGCUCAUGACCCUGCCCUUGCUCCGCCAGAUCUCCACCAAGGCCGUCCAGCACUUCUACAGCAUCAAGCAGGACGGCAAAGUGCCCAUGCACAAACUCUUCCUGGAGCUGCUGGAGGCCAAAGUGUGAGGGCAGAAAGUCCGAACAACUCUCAAACUUUUACAUACACACACGUUCGCACCCAAAUACACAAAAUAAUAUGCCCCUUAACUACGCCCACUACGACUAAACAAGUAAACUACUCCUGUUACAUUAAACUGUCUAAGAUUUGAACGAAGAGGCUCCAUUUUGAUUUUGGAGAUGGACCUUGCUGUUAUGACCCCAACCCCUCUUAAAGUGGAAAGACGAAGACACUCCUGCAGUUGUUGUCGUCUGCAAAAACACUGACAAUGACACUCACAUAUACUUUUAAUGAUGACAUAUUAACAGCAACAUGCUGACAAUGAGGACCCACUCAAAAGAAGUUCCGAGGACCGAUGAGACUUUUUCCCCCUUUGCUCCCCCGUAUAAUUUUUUAAGUGUUUAAGAGGAUAAAACGAUAAAAAAAUAAAAAAUAAAAACUCAAGAAGUAUUAAAGACAUUUGUAAUCACAUAUGUGUACAUUGACAUUUGGAAGGAAAAAGAAGAUGAUUGGAAGGAGAUUUGCCUGCCAAAAGAUGGAACACUUCCAUUCAGCGGAUGCCAGCAACUUUAUGCCAUUACCCCAAAUUCUUUGACUUUAAUUUUCUUUCAAUCUGAGGCCCUGGAGUGGUGAUUGAAAAGUGAUCAACUUUCCUAAGACUCAAAGGACUGGAGUUGAAAUUGGUUGGUGUUAACACUUCUUAAAUUUAGGACAUGGUUCCUGAAAAUUCAGCAACUUUUAUAACAACCUUUAUUUUUAUUCUUGUUGAAGUUGAAAAUAAUGUCAGACUGCAGACAUAAUUGAAGAGAUUGAGGGGCUUAAAAAGUCACUUUUCCACUGCGUAGUACCAACUCUCCUCAGAUGGACAUCUGGAUUGGACGUCUAGCACCGCCAAUAGUACUGAAAUAUGAGCAAUCACAGCCAUUCUUCCCAGUUUAAAUGAAUUGGACGUCUAUUCCCAUUAGGCAUGUGCCGGUAUGAGAUUUUAACGGUAUGCUAACCUUAAGCAAAAAUACCACGGUUUUACGGUAUUGAAAUUGUAGCUAUAAAAUGUGUUAUUUUGAGAUGUAUGGGCAGGAUUUUUUUUAUUUUUCACAUCAUAUUUGCAAAUUGGAACAUCAACAUGAAUAGAAUGUUAAAAAAAAAAUAAAAUAACAAAAAUAAUUACUGAAAUAAUUGUAAUAAAAUUGAAAUAAUUAGGACUUAUAGACUAAACCAACAGCCACAGCUGAAGUUGCUAAACAUUAGAACAAAAAUAUUUGUUUUCCUUAAAAAAAAGUAAAAACACUUCUGAACGAAAUUUAAUAUUGCAGGCACUUCACUGACUUUAAAUCUCAUCUCAACAUUUUUAGAGACUUGUUCAUUUUCUACAUAUUUCUCUCUCUGUCCAGGUUAUGAUACAGGAAUGUGAGUAUGUUCACCUUUUCUGGGUUAAUAUACCACAACUACUAUUAAUAUUAAUUAGUUGAAUAUUAAUGGAGGUUGAGUGCAAGAGACAGAACCCGUGUGUAUAACUCGUAUCAUCAUUUACACAUUAUACACACACACUCACCCUCUCUCAACACAGAAAGUCGCCAGAGAGAAAAAACGCCACAGGCUGUAUUAUGAAAAUGUUUUUUUGAACAGAUGUUUACUCUGGCAAAAAACUACAAAAGUUAUGGUUAUAGUGAGGAUAGUGAGGAAACAAAUUAGCUGUCUUGGCACGCUAACUAACCACGUUAAUUGCCUUGUUAACAAGCUUACGUUAUAGUAUUAGUUUUACCAUCGCUAUGCACACAAAACACGCUAGAGUGAACUCUCGUAGCUGGUGGAAAACGUUCAUGACGGCAUUUACUUACCUUAAAUUUUGUGUAAAGUGAUGGUGAUGAUGGUCAUGUAAAUGUAAAAUCAUGUUGGAGGUGUUGCCUGCACGUCGGCUGUCCUGCCCCCUCUAAGCCGCGGCCGUCUGUUUCUUUUCGGUAGCUGAAAUGCACCCAUAUUAGACUAACUUUUUUGAGGCGGGCUUGAAAAAGCUCAGGUGUAGUUUUGACAGCGACUGCAGUGUCACCGACACACUUGACAGAGCAACAACCAGAGGGGAAGGGGUGGGUGCUGCCACUCCAAGCCAUUUCUCGCCGCAUUUUUGGGACAUAAAAAUAGCAAAUAACGGACUACGGUAUGACGGAAAUUUUUUGUGGUUUUGAAACCGUGACGUUUCCAUACCACGGUAAACCUUGAAACCGGUAACCGGCACAUGCCUACUCUAAUUCCCAUCCAUGGCUUGCAAUGAGUUAUAUACUAUGAGGGGGAAAAAUCAAAUUGAGAGUGUUACUUGGAGCAGUAACCAUUGUGUAUUUGUUUUUAUUCAUUUUUUAAUUUCAUUUAGUUUUUAAUAACACUAAUUUAUAAAUAUAUUUAGAAUUAAAAACAAUGAUUAAUAAUGAAAAAAAAGCAAUUAUAAUAAUUUCUAAUAUUUUUUUCCAGUUUUUUUAAAUUACCAAAAAUUGUCGCUUGCCCCAUAAAGAGUUAAAGUUCUUAAGUGUCCCAGGACAACGCGAGCUACCAACUGCACCACAGCUGCCCCCCUAGUCAGAGCCGCUGCCAUCUUUUGGUGCAAAGUAGUAACUACACGAAGCAUAAAAUUUACAGCUCUGUACACAAGGUUGGAUGUCGCAAUUUUUGGAACUAGCACUUAAAUAGUUGUCAACUUUUGAAUAGCUCUCCAUUGUAGUGACCACUGUCCCUGAAAUGGCUAAUCGUAGGUGAGUUUGUGCCAUGCAAUGUACAAGUGGUAAAAAAAAAAUCAAAUCCAACAACUCUUCUUGUCUGUCAGUCUACAGUAUUUUCACCUCCUCACAGUUCACAGCCUUGCACACAUGUCACUCUGGUGUUGGAGAUAGUCAAGUGGCCUCAUGCAGUGCUUUCCUUUUGUGCUUCCUUCACAAGUUCAUCUUUACAAGAUGGCCUCAAAGCAGAUGUUCCACACAUGUGAUGGGCUAGUGUCAAGACAAAAGGUGACCGAAGCUUUAUUUUUGUUUCUUGACUUUUAUCAAAACAAUUAUAGCUAAGAAACUGAUAUUAGGAUUGUAAAUAAGUCAUCCUGUAUAGACGUAUAACAACAGCUUUUUUCUUUCUCCUUAAACUUAAAACACACUUUUCUCUACCAGCUUGACCACACUCAGUGGUUAUCAUAUGUAUAAAUAUAAUGACUUAUCAUGUAUUAACAAAUCAAAGUUCAUCAGAGCUUCCAAGUUACAGUUCAUUCAAAACGAGGGUGCAAGGAUGAGGUUUAGGGAAAAUAUGUAGCUUUUUUUUUUCUCUCAUUUGUCAGACAUUAAUAAUUAAUCAUAUGUAGCAGUCAUGAAAUUGUAGCGUGAAGAGCAUUGCUAUGGGCGACAAUACUAUUACAAUAAUCCUGUUUUUAACUUGUCAAGUAAACAAAAGCACCUUUCUAAGCAAUAUUUUCUGCCAAGUAGACAAACAUGGGGAACAUUAUGAGCCAUGUUUCCGCCAAGUGCUACAUGUCACAUAAAAGUUGGAUUUCGCUGACUAAAGGUUGGAAUAAAAUUCGAUUAAGCGCAUGUAAAUUAACAUUUUCAUAGAAAUGGGUAUGGAAAAAAAUACUAAUAAUUGAAAAUGAAAGUCAAAACCUAUUAACUAAGGCUAGGUUCAUACUGCAGAUCUUAUUGCACAAUUCUGAUUUUUUUCAUAUCUGUUUUUUGGCGUGCCCGUUCAGACUGCCUCUGUCAAUUGAGCACCUUCAAGUAUGACACAUUCGCACUAACUCGCAGUGCGACACGCACUGAGAAAACUGACCUGCAUACGUAGAGGCAUCAAAACAAAUGACUGCACAUGCUGGCUCUGCAUCAAUCUAGGGUCAUCAUUAGAGCUGAAACGAAUACUCGAGCAACUCGAGUAACUUGAGUUUAAAAACUGAUCCGAGUAAUUUUUUUCACCUCGAGGAAUCGUUUAAUUUUGCCAGCUCUAAGCAUCACGUUUUGCCCGGACUACUUUUAAUGCGGGACAACGGCUGACGUCACGUGCGUAGAGGAAGAAGCAAUUAGGAAAAAAAAAGAAAAAGAAAAAAACUUUACUGCAGCCGACAGCCACUACAAACUACGCCGACGUUGCUAAAAACUACCCCCGCAUGAUGCUAGUGUGGUAGCAGGUAGUGUCCGAUGCGUCUCAUAGAUAUCACAUGCAUUUAGGACUAGAUGCGAAAUGACAGACUUGGCCGCGUCUGGGCAGCGUUAGUAAACAGCUGCCCUCUUUAAGCAGUAGACUUCUCAGCACUAAUAUAUAUAACGAUACUGUCACUCGCUCACGUAACGUUAGCCCUUCGGAGGGCUAGGUUUCUAUUGAUUAAGACCACUGUCGAUGCGUGGCUAACGUGUCUUACAUACAGGCUUUAUUUAAUCUGUAAAAACACAGGGCUGUAGAGUGAGGAGGGUGUAAAAUAAAAACUUAAUAAUGCUGUCAAUUUUAGCUCAGUAAUCAUUGCUGGAUAAAACGCCAAGUAGCACUGGUCACUAAUGUGCUCCAAUACAGCAGGUGUCAUACAUUUAUUUUGAACACUGCAAAAACUCAAAAUCCUAUCAGCACUUACAGUUUAGACUAACUUAAAACUUAACUAGAACUUAAAAAUAGCUUGACACAAAUGGAAAUUCAAUUGAAACACGUGGGAAAAACACGUAGCUUUCAAGUGAUGUGUGUUAUCAAGCGUAAUGUCAUUUUUAGGUAAGAAAUAUGUUUUUUUUUAUAAGAUCUAGAAGUUUUUUGAGUGAAAGCAGUGAAUUUUUUUUCUAGUCACAUCUGAGAUGCAAUUGUUGGCUGUUUUCAACAAUGUACAUCGAAAAUAAAGACAUUGAUUGACUGAAAAUGGUUCAAUAUUGGAUUAAAUGUCUUUUUUUUCCUCAUGUAUAUUUAUAAUUGCUCUUUACCUAAAAAAAAAAAAAAGUUUUAUCCAAUUACUCGAUUAAUCGAUAGAAUUUUCAGUCGAAUACUCGACUACUAAAAUAUCCGAUAGCUGCAGCCCUAGUGAUCAUAACUUGAUUUCCAAAAAGAGGACACAAAUAAGACAUAAAUAAUCCUCGUUCAGUCCUAUAUUCAAAGUUUACAUGGAUUGAUAGAACGCAUGCACCGUACGUGUGUGCGCCGUGCCUGCACGCACACACAUACGGUCAGUUUGCCCCGACUCUGGGCCAUGUAAGCAAUACUGAAAUACAGUACUGCUCAUUUAGCACUCUGAAAGAAAACCGAGCAUUGUCAGGCAUGCCCCCCUCCCCGCCCUAAUUUUAUUAUUUUUAUGACUUGUCAAGUCUUUGUCUUCCCAAAAAGCCGAGCGCUAAUGUACAGCUCCUCUGAUCCUGCUUUUAGUCUAAUUUUGUGAUUGUUUGAUGAUUCCCAUAAUUCUUCUAAACCGCCUUUGCGUGUCUUGAAAAACGCUCUAGAAAUAAAAUGUAUUAUUAUCAUUAUCGCUGUCGUCCUCCGUGCCUCUCGCUCUUUGCUGACGUAAUUGCUGCAUGAAUUCCGAUUUGGGAGAUUUGACAGGUCAGACCGCCGCCACAUUCUGGAAAAAUUAUCGGAUUUAAACCACAUACGAAAGUGACCCAGAUCGGAUUUGAAAUGGUCCACUUCUAUGUGACUUGUCACGUUCAGACUGUCAAGUAAAUGCCUCACUCGAGUCGGAAAAACACGAAAAAAAUCUGAUUUGUGCAUUAAGACCUGCGGUAUGAACCUAGCCUAAUUGUAGUUGUAAAAGUUUGAGACCUGUGCAUUAGCUGGGACUGAUGUCAUAUACUGUACUGUACUUAUCCAAAUUAUGUUUGAAAUUACACGCAGCAAAAUCAGGUUUUUGCUGGUUUCUGUAAAAAGCAAAAGAAUCUUAAUUUGUGCUCAAUCUCAAUCAAUCAAUCUGGCACAGUUGUUUUGUCGGAUCUCUGUAUAAAAGACUCCCAUCAGUGACCUGCAGCGCUUGGUAGAAAUCAGCCAUAAAUAAGCAAAUGCUGAUUUGAGCUAUGUAAAAUUGUGCUCAAACAGAAUGGCAUCACUUAUAAACACUCACGCUGAUUUUGCCCGUAUCUCUGUUUUAAAACAUCUAAUUUCUUAAAGUGCAAUCAGUGUAAGUGACAAAGAUCAAAACAAAUUUUAGCACUCUAUAAUUCAUUACAUCAAUUAUUCUGUGUUUUUCGAGUUCUUCUUUCAUCAGAAUCAAUCUGAACUGAAGGUUCAAUCACUCGUUAUAGCUUUAACAUUUGGGAAUUAAAAAAAAAAAAUCAUACUAUAUUAUCUAUGUAAUUUGUAAUGAUUGAUAAGAAUGUCAAAUGUUUAUUCACCCUACUAGAAGCUGGCAGCUGAUGAGUUAAGAAGUGUAGACCAUCUCUGACAUCGCUCGCAAACAUUAUUAGUGGCUAUUUUCUCAGCCUUCGUUACCGUUGUAUAUUGUAAAUAAAGACAGAUUACAAUUCUAACAAGACAUUUUAUCGGAAACAAAGAAUUUUUAGGAAAGCAACAACAAAUGUAGCUCAACCUCGUAAGUUUCAUGUUGCCCGUUUCUUCUUCGGAGUAAAAAAAUUACUUUUGAUUCCCCAUGUCUUCCUUCGUUUUUUGGCUCUCGUGCCAUGCGCUUCCCACUUUAUUAGCCGGCACCCAUUAGACUAGAGGCCGUGGGGUCUGGCUGCUGGAGUGGUGCUCUGAUGCAAAGAACUCUUCUAAAUCGCAGCACUCAUCUCUAACCGACUACACAUACUUAAUGAAUUAUUUAGUAUCUAAAUGAUAAACGCAAGUAUUUAAAGGAGGAGGGUCAUUUGUGUAACUUUCCUGUAGAACAAACAAUAUUCUGUAUAUCUUUUAAGUUCCGAUAACAGAGACUGAAUGAGUUUGAGAACCUUUUGAUAAGCUCGCUGUACAUAUAUAACUACCUUCCACGCAGCUUGACACCUCAGUCAUUUUGUCCAAUUUCUUGAAAUCAUUUUCUAAUAUUUUUAAUUAAUUACAGGGAAGAGCAAAAGGCCGAAACUCUGAUCUUUCAAUUAUUUUUAUGAGACAUUUUGUCUGAUUCCUUAAAUGUACGCUGUAAGGCUUGAAGAAUCCUUAAAUUAUACAUGUCACGUAUAAUGUACAUUAUUGUUUUUUUCUCUUAUACAAUUCAACAAAUGGUGCUUGUAUUUUUUUGUUUGUUUCAAUUUAAUAUUAAAUUGUCACCUAUUAAAGUUAAGCCAGUAAUGUUGUGUUCCAAGUUUCCCAAAUGUGCACUUGAUUUGACUUUAUUCACUUGUUAAAAACGGCAGUAUUUUAAAUAAAAAUGACACUUAGGUCGAUUCAAUUGUUUUAAGCUGCCACAGAUCCGAGAAAUGCUUCAAUUUGCUUUGACUUUGUAAAAGUUUUUAUGUCUUGGAAGCGAUAUUUUUGUUGACAGAACUCUUGACGAGUUGCACUUGUGAUCAAUUAUUGGAGUCGAAACCCAUACAAAUGGACAAAGUGGUAUUUUCCAUGAGGUGCAAUGGGGAAAGGAGUGGAGUGUUUUGACCUGGUUGCACUUUAAGCACCAUGUUGUGUUUCUUUCAUCUGUUACUAAGACACAUUCGCUGCAAAUAUUGUAUGUAAGCCAACUCUGACUUGUGAAGCUGAAGCAGCAAAGAAAAGGAUUGUCCAUCCCAGCUCUACAGUCAUUUAAUUGUAUUUAAAUGUAGCUGCCACUUGGGCAGCAUUCGUGGGCGAGGGAGAGUUUGAAUAAAAACUUUUGGAGGAAAAAAAUGAUAAAAAAAGUCCCUUGCCUUGUGACGAGUUCUGGACGAAGGAAGAGAAAGAGACCUUGUAUUGUUAUGAAAAACAUGUUCGUAGAUUUUAGAUGUGCUUCACAUCAUAAAAUGAAAAAGAAAAGAAAAAAACAAUUACCUGUAUAUUUUUGUGAUGUGUAUCAUACAAGUGUGCUCCAAUGAUAAUGUCCAUUUGUGUAAAUGUAUUUAUUUCACACUGUAUAUAUUGUUCAAUGCAAAAAGAGAGACCUAUGAUUCUGUAAGUUAAACGACUAUUGUUUGAAACAUUACAUGUGUUACUCCAGACUAUGCCUUUCAGGAUUAUUACAGUAGAGCAAUAUCGAUUAAAACCAGGCUUCCAGUUUUGAAUCUUGUUCUCCUCCUUAUUUGAAAGACACCACAUUUGUUUAGAAAUGAUAAACUUGAACUCACUAACUUAUUGAAGUUAAAAUCUAAUGUUGAUACUAUUCAUUCAUUCAUCUUCUGAAUCGCUUAUGGCCGUUGCAAACUUGCGGCAGCCUAGUGUGAAGGGGGGGCAGGCGUACUUAUGUCUGUGCUAUCAGGCUGAUUCAGCGGACAGAUAUACGCAAAUCACGGCUGAAAAAACCUUGAUAAAUGCAAUAAAAAAGUUUUGCAAGCUCUGAGACACUCGAAAAAUUACUUUCAUACCUCUCCUUGCUUAGCUAAAUUGUACCUCGAUGUACAUUUGUGUGGAAAUGUACUUCACGAACAACAAUAUUAUUCAUCUUAUCACCAAAACUAGUAAAAUUCUAUACAUGGCUAUUAUAGUGCCCCCUAUUCCUUGAAAUAUGACAUUUUGCUGUUUUUAAAAAAAUAAAUAAAUAAAUAAAUGAACGCAUCGUUGCUUUGGACUAUAGUAAAUAGGCUUGCUGGUUUUGACUUCCUGACAACGUCUACGUCAGGCUGCGUGGCCCCUCCUGUUUUGUGCUUGUGCACCGGGCUGACGCUAGUGUAAAUAGACCUUUAUCCUCAUGAGGGUCACAGGGUUGCUGGAGCCUAUCCUAGAUAACAACGGGCAGGAGAAAGGUUACACUCUGAACUGGUCACCAGCCAGCCGCAGAGCACAACCAAAACAAACAACCAUUCACACACAUACUCACACCUACGGAGAAUUUGAAGUGUUCAAACUUCAAAUCACGUUUUUGGAAGUGGGAGGAUAGAAACAACUGGUAAAAGAAACAUACCAACACUAAAAUACACAUGAUCCAGUCAACAUUGUAAAUUCAGCGUGUCCUUGAGUUACGAACGAGUUCCGUUUCUAUGAUGGCGACAUAACCCCCUAAGUCGGAUUUCACCAUUAUAGUCGAAUUCACGUCAAAAUACUUUGUUUAAAAAACUAAAAUACUGUAACGAAUCGGGUUGCCUGUAUUGUUGAGGUUGCAGUGUUGAUGUCUGGCGUGUUUAAAAUGAUAUUAUGACGGGGCGCGGGGCCGAUUAAUAAGGGGCCUGCAUUGUUGGCGUAGCCGUCAAAGCUGACCGGGUGGAAUCACAGACAAAGAGCUUUUUUUCGUUGAAAAUUCUUGUGAAUAAAUGCUUUAAUCCCUGAAUUCUUUAUAGAUAUGGACGCAAAACAGUCUUGAUUCUUGGUUAAAAGCAAAAAAAACGGGCAGUUAGCAUUUAUUUUACGUAAAUAUGUCGAAGAAUGAUACUAGUCUGUUAGACAAUGUGGCGGCAGCCUUACAACAAAGAGCUUUUUACGUUGAAAAUUCAUGUGAAGAAACGAAAAAUAUAAUUAAUACCUUGAAUCCUCAAACAAAUCACUCCUGAGACAAUCCUUCCUGUUUGUAUGCGGUACAGUUAUCGUACUUUUUCAACCUAAAUCCGGCGUUGGAUUGCUGCAUGUG